Glycine soja is the source of this 1310-nucleotide messenger RNA. RefSeq names its product protein DEHYDRATION-INDUCED 19-like. NCBI's taxonomy places the organism in Eukaryota, Viridiplantae, Streptophyta, Magnoliopsida, Fabales, Fabaceae. The record is from RefSeq and is a predicted model, not a curated record. The transcript is spliced from 5 exons. The coding region runs from base 279 to 992 and encodes 237 amino acids.
CCAAGCGUGUGUGUAUCUUAAGACAAAGUCUGACAUCAAUCUCUUUUCAUUUGUUUAAUAAUCUCAACUUUGAUGCUAACCACAAAAACACAGCACAACACAACUCGUUCCAUUUCAGUCGGCAAUUCUGGAAAAAGUCAAAUCAUUCUGGAAUUUUCAUUCAUUUGAGAGAAAAGAGAAAAACAAGUGUUCUUUGAAUCUGUUGAAGGUGGUGAUUUGAUUUGAUUUGAAUAAUUCACAUAACCAAUUCAUCUAUUCAUUAUCUCUCCGAUCUUUCAAUGGAUUCUGACUUCUGGACCUCGCGUCUUGCCGCCGCUAAACGCCAAUACACGCUUCAGCAUCACCAUCCAAACUCUCACUUAGAUCGGUUGGGAAUCGAUGAUUUUGAUAUGGAAGAAGAGGUGAGACCCGAUUUCCCUUGCCCCUAUUGUUAUGAAGACUUUGACAUCGCGUCUUUGUGUUCUCAUCUUGAAGAUGAACAUUCUUGUGAAUCAAGAGUCACGAUUUGUCCUAUAUGCUCCGAUAAAGUUGCACGGAACAUGUUAAGUCACAUAACGCUGCAACAUGGGCAUUUAUUAAAGUUACAGAGAAGGCGCAGGUUAAGAAGAGUUGCUAUUCCAAACAGUCAGACAUUGUCUCUUUUGGGUCGAGAUCUUCGUGAGGCUCAUCUACAGGUGCUUCUUGGUGGUGGAGGUGGUGGUGGAUACCGGUCAAAUAGUGUAGCUGCAGCCGUAUCUAAUGCUGCUGCUACUGAUCCAUUCCUAUCCUCAUUUAUUUUGAACUUCCCUGCUUGUGAAGCUGAAGAAAUUUCAAAAUCUGUGGUAACAAGUGCUGAGAAUUCUUCUGCCAAAAAUGCGACGCCUGAACAUAUUUGGAAAUCAAGUUUUGGUCCCUCCUUGAGUACUGAAGAGCGCGAGAAACGGAUGAGACAAGCUGCUGGGAGAUCUGGUUUUGUGCAGGAACUGUUUCUUUCAGCUUUGUUAGGUGAAUAAUGGAAGCUGUAAGGUGCUUUCAGAAGAAUAAUCAACACGAGAUCCAUCGUUAAGGAUCUUGAAUGAAGGAUACCUCUAGUGGGAUUCGUUGGUUAUCUGACAAUCCAUGUUAUAGACUAAUUUUGGUAUAUUGUCACAGCUGCACCUUUGACAUAUAGUGCUGAAUCUGAUCAUAGUUAUCCUUUUAUCCCACCCUUGUAAGUUGUAAGCAUCUUAACUGGAGAUGUAUUACUAUCUGAAAACAAAAAAAUAGAAGUUUUCUUGCUUAUGGAAAGACCUAUUUUAUUAUAUUGGCAUAUUAUGAUUCCCUUGACUCAA